Messenger RNA from Molossus molossus (Pallas's mastiff bat), 918 nucleotides. It is a transcript of the gene TEX52, whose product is annotated as testis expressed 52. Lineage: Eukaryota; Metazoa; Chordata; Mammalia; Chiroptera; Molossidae. The record is from RefSeq and is a predicted model, not a curated record. Bases 1 to 918 code for a protein of 305 amino acids. The transcript is spliced from 3 exons.
AUGGCCUGUAACCCAGGAAGAUCAGCCAGAGGUCGGAGCAAUCCAAUUCCUGCCAGAGAACAUUUCCUGCAGAUGAUCCGGGCCGGUGAGCCCCUCCCGGACUGCUGCACGUGGGCUCAGCGUGAGUUUCUCCUCCCUGAUGAGCCCUGGCAAUUGCCUGGCUUCACCCCACAAGCCUACCAUCAGCUGGCCCUGAAGCUGCCGCCCUGCACAGAUAUAAAGUCCAAGGUGCACCGCCAACUAGUACACCCUUGGAAGGAUGAAGCUGAGCACACCUGGGGCUUUCACACGUGGCUUGACGUGGGGCGCUUGCCCGCCACCUUUCCCAGCAGGCCUGACAGACCCUAUGACAGCAACGUCUGGCGCUGGCUGACGGACUCCAGGGCCCACUGCCGCCCCCCAGCAGAGCCCGGCAUCCCCCCUCCCUCCUGGAUGGGUCGAAACAGCCUUCUGACUUUCAUCAGCUGCACUCCUAUCUUCUUGGAUGAGAACAGGAAGAAACAGGUGAUUUUCAGGACAGUGAAGGAACUCGAGGAGGUGAAGAAGCUCAAGCUGAGGAGUGAAGCAAGGGCACCCCCACUGGACACCAAUGGCAACAUCCUGCCCCCAAAGAACUUCAAGAAGUACCAACACGUCUCAGCCGGCGGAAGGUUUGAACCUCUCGGCCUCCAGCUUCUGCCCAACCCACUUCCCAAUAAUUUGGCCAGGAGCUGGCCCUGCCCGAACCCUCUGCCUCAUUACCAGGAGAAGGUGCUGAAGCUGGCCUUGCUGCCCAGCGCGCCCCUGAGGCAGGACCUCGUGCAGAACUACCAAACCCUGAUAAAGGACCGCAUCGCCUUGCCCCUCCACCAUCUGUCCAAGGCACAACCCAGCAAGAUCUUUUUGAGGAAGAGAAAGAGAAGACCUGGACACCCCUAG